Molecule: messenger RNA, 804 nt
Organism: Boleophthalmus pectinirostris (great blue-spotted mudskipper)
Lineage: Eukaryota; Metazoa; Chordata; Actinopteri; Gobiiformes; Gobiidae
Gene: olig3
Product: oligodendrocyte transcription factor 3
Exons: 1
Coding region: 1-804 (267 amino acids)
Molecular function (GO): protein dimerization activity
Source: RefSeq, a predicted model, not a curated record
AUGAAUUCCGAUUCGAGCGCGAGCAGCAGAGCAUCUUCCCCGGACAUGGAUGACAUGUUCUUGCGCGAGCACCAUCAUCUCCCGCACCACCACGUGGCUUCCUCCGUGUCCUCCACUUCAAACACCGAGCGUCACAAGAUGACCCCCGAGCACCUGCGGUCCGGCGACAGCAAAGGCAGCAGUAAGUACAAGCUGAAGAAGCAGGUCACUGAGGAAGAGAUGUACCAACUUCGCCUUAAGAUCAACGGCCGAGAGCGCAAACGCAUGCAUGACCUGAACCUCGCCAUGGAUGGGCUACGCGAGGUGAUGCCCUAUGCGCACGGGCCCUCGGUGCGGAAGCUGUCAAAGAUCGCUACACUUCUCCUCGCGCGGAACUACAUCCUGAUGCUCACGAGCUCCCUGGAUGAAAUGAAGCGGCUAGUUGGAGAGAUCUACGGCGGGCAACACUCCGCGUUCCACUGCGGGACAGUCGCCGGGGCUCACUCUGGAGGACACUCGGGAGGGCCAGUGGCUGCAGCAGUAGCAGCAGCAGCGGCAGCGGCACAUCAGGUUCAUCCGUUGCUCUCCACCUCUGCCUCCGGGUCGCUGCCUGGCUCUCUCCCCGGACUGGCCUCUAUGAGACCCCCGCACUCUCUGAUGAAGGGCUCGCCCCCUGCUCCACCCGCGCUGCCACUGGGCUCGGGCUUCCAGCACUGGGCAGGACUGCCGUGUCCCUGCGCCAUCUGCCAGCCUCCUCCGCACAUCCCCAUCUCAUCCAGCGGCCUCACGAGGCUCACUGCCGACAGCAAGGACACCAUGAAAUAA